UUCCGAGCCACAAACAGUUUCUGACUUUUUACUGAAUUUUCUGCUAGCUAUCUAGCCUCAAUCAUAAGCUUCAUUAAGAGAAACACAGAGCUAUAACCUAACCCAAAGAGCUCGUCGCACUUUUCUACAAUUGUAGUUCGGCCAAAUAUUACUAUUUUCUUACUUUUAUUUGUGUGUUUUUUCUUAUCCCAUUUUUCUUCCCUUACUUAUAUUACAAGCUUUAUCCAUAGUAAAACACUACCUAUUUCAUUGUUGAACGAUACUUAGUUCGUGCUAUAAACAAAAAACUCCAGUUGGGAGAUAGUUAAAUUAAUCUCUUCUCUUAUUAGUGUAGAAAAAACAAUUCAAGUUGAGUGUAUGAUAAAAUGUUUGCAAACAGAAACAUAGUUGCAGUGUUUGUGGUUAACAGCAGUGAUUACAAAACUGUAAAUGAGCAACCUGUUGUUCAAACUAUAGAAGAACCCAAUUCAAAGAGUGAUAAAUCCUUUUCUCAGAAAAGGAGAUCAAAGCAACCCUCUGAUAUUCAUAGUGGAGAAAAGCCAUAUUCAUGCAGUGUGUGUGAUAAAUCAUUCUCACAUAAAUCUUCUUUGACUAAUCAUUCUAUCCUUCACACUAAUAAGAAGCCUUAUUCAUGUAGUGUAUGUCAUAAAACAUUUGCUGGUUUAAAUGGUUUAAAGAAUCACUCUAUUGUCCACAGUGAUAAAAAGCCAUAUUCAUGCAGUGUAUGUGAUAAAUCUUUCUCAAGGAAAUCUGAUUUGAAUAGUCAUUUAAUUUUCAUUCACAGUGAUGAGAAGCCUUAUUCAUGUAGUUUAUGUGAUAAAACAUUCAAAACUAAAUCUUAUUUAAAUAGGCACUCUCUAGACCAUGCUGAGGAGAAGCGUUAUUCAUGCAAUUUAUGUGAUAAAGCGUACAACCAAUUAAGUUCGUUAAAGAUACAUACUUUUGUUCAUACUGGUGAGAGCCCUUUUUCAUGUAGUGUGUGUAAUAAAUCAUUUGCUAAGAAAUUUAGUUUAGUCAGACACUCUCGCAUUCAUACUAGAGCCAAACCUUCCCUCAGUAAGUGUGCUAAAACAUUACAAGUGAAACAUAAUUUAAAUAGACAUCUUGUUAAUGGCGAUGAUUGGCCUUUUUCAUGCAAAAUGUGUAAUAUAGGCUUUGCUACAAAGCGUAGUUUAAAUGAGCACAUAAUUGAUCAUCAUUUCAUAAAGUGUGAAUGAUAAAUCUUAUACCCAUUAAAAUAAGUGCUAAAAUAAUCCAAUUUAUAUUGUAAUUGCUCCAGUGUGUAUAAUAAAAUAUUCUUACCUUUAACUCGUUAAAA
This is a messenger RNA of Parasteatoda tepidariorum (common house spider), 1318 nucleotides long. RefSeq lists its product as uncharacterized. Gene Ontology annotation, molecular function: RNA polymerase II transcription regulatory region sequence-specific DNA binding; DNA-binding transcription factor activity, RNA polymerase II-specific. Gene Ontology annotation, biological process: regulation of transcription by RNA polymerase II. Lineage: Eukaryota; Metazoa; Arthropoda; Arachnida; Araneae; Theridiidae. Gene Ontology annotation, cellular component: nucleus. The record is from RefSeq and is a predicted model, not a curated record.